Molecule: messenger RNA, 2148 nt
Organism: Entamoeba dispar SAW760
Lineage: Eukaryota; Evosea; Mastigamoebida; Endamoebidae
Exons: 2
Coding region: 1-2148 (715 amino acids)
Source: RefSeq, a predicted model, not a curated record
AUGGAAGAAGAAACCAUUCAACACAAAGACGAAAUAUGGGGUUUAGUCUCAAAAUAUAUUGAUGAGAUUGUUACAUAUUCUAUAAGAAAUGAAUUAAACAAAUUUACAGAUAAUUUACUUGAAAUUCAAUUGAAUUUUUACAAGACUCAAAAUAAAUUAAAUGUGAGUGCCUUUGUGAAUUCAUUAAUUUUAUUUCUAUUAGAACUAAGUCAUUGUGGUUCUCAAACAAACACAAGCCUUAUUCCCAGAAGAACUUGUUCUGAUCUUAUUGAAAAUAAAGAGAUUUCUCAAGCCUUAUCUCAAUGGUGUGAUGAUUUUAUUGGAUUUUUUACUAUUAACUUAUCUAUUCAACCAACGCUAUUGAAUUAUAUUACCUCAUUAGUAUUUCUUAUUAAUAAUUUCGUAUUUCAUCAUCAAACUUAUACUGAUGAAGUAGUUUUUGAAUUGUGUCAGACCAAAUCACAGCUUAAAACAUUAUUUGAAAAACAACCAUCACAAGCAUCAAUCUUUAACCAAAAUUUAAAACAACCAACACCUUCGUUAGAUGAGUCUACAGAAAGUGAGUCUCCGUUUAUUGUUCCUGAAAAAGUAUUUUCUAUCUUACAUAGUAAUAAAUCGUAUAAACAUAAUGAAAGUAAAGAAGAAAAGAAAGGACCAGAAACGAUUGAUUUAUUUGAAGAUAAAGAACCUGCUAAUACUAAUACCAAAGAAGUUAAAGUGUUAAAUAAUACAGAAAAAAUUGAAACACCUAAACUUGUUAAUAGAUUUAGUUUCUUUAGUAUCUUUAAAGAAAAAGAAUCUGAAGAAGAUUUAAUUAAUGAAGAAACCUCUUUGGUUCAACUGAAAUCACAAAGUGAUAAAGAUUUAAAGAAGUUAUCUAUUUCCCAACGAAAUCAUUUCAAUUUUAAUUUCAUUAAGAAUAGUAGAAGGAAUUUAUUGGCGGAAACUUCACUAAGGAGUAAUGGAGUUUCUCCAAUGGAAGUUCUUGAUAAUAAAGAAGAAAGUGAUAGAGAACUUCAAAUAGAAAAUGAAACAAAAAUUCCUUCAUCAAAGAAGGAAGAAAAGGAAGUUAAUAAACCUAAAGAAUUAACAAGUAGUAAGAAAGGUUCAUAUCAAACACUUCAAAAUAUUAUUAAUGGUUACAAAAAACAAAAGGAUAAAAAAGAAUUAAGGAAGGAUAGUAUAGAUGAAUGUGAAAUGGUUGGAGAAAAUAGUGGAGUCAUUGAAAUUGGUGAGAGUCAAAACAGUCAAGAGUCUGAAGUUCAUUAUGUUCAACCAAUACAACUUAAAGAAACUCAUGCAACGUUACCACUUUUUAGUGUAAAAGAAAGGGAUCAGAAAGGAUUUAGAAUAGAAUGUGGUUCAUUAGUAAAUUCAUUAAUAGAAGAUACAGAAAAAGUAACAAAAUCACCUAAAACACCGAAAAGUAUUAGAGAACUAAAAAGAGAGAAAAAAGCACAAAUAACUAAACAAAUACCAGAAGUUAUAGAUGUUGAUGUUAAUGGAAGUGACUCAGGAGAUAGUGAUGAUAUUAGUUUAAUUAAAAAACAAGUUCAAGUAAAUGAAACAGUAAAACAAAAAAAUGAACAGUAUAAGGAAAUAAAAAGAGUUAAAAUAUAUCGGACAUUAUAUAGUUUAGCUAAAUUUAAAGAUGGAAAUUGGUUAAUUAGAAGAAAUGUUACAUUAGGAGAGAAAGAUAUUGGGAUUUAUAUAAAUACUGCUCCCAAUAAAAUGGAAAUUCAUGACCUUAGAAAAAGUAAUGGAGAAGUAAGUCAAACAUGGAAUUCAAGAAUAAUUAAAGACCAAGCACUUGCGUUAAUAAAUGUAUAUUCUGUGAGAGAUGAAGUGUACUGUGAAAGAGAAUUCAAAGAAUUCGUUUUUAAUUUAUUAGAGAGUAGUGGAUUUAUUGAAAUAUACACACUGGGUUUGGAUAGAAAUUUGAAUGAUAGUUGGGCGUUUGUAUCACCAUUUGAUCGAAUAACUGGACACAAAUCACAUGAAAAAAUUCCAAUUAAUAAUCCACAUUUAUUAUGUGUAUUUCCUGUACCAAUUAUAUCAGAAAAAGAUGAAUAUUAUGUUAUUUAUCAUAAUUAUAUUAAAAGACGGUCAAUAAAUGAUUAUUUAGCAAUACAAGUACGAAUGAGAUAA